Messenger RNA from Pundamilia nyererei, 2370 nucleotides. It is a transcript of the gene slc7a6, whose product is annotated as solute carrier family 7 member 6. The transcript is spliced from 10 exons. Gene Ontology annotation, molecular function: L-amino acid transmembrane transporter activity. Gene Ontology annotation, cellular component: membrane. Gene Ontology annotation, biological process: amino acid transmembrane transport. The record is from RefSeq and is a predicted model, not a curated record. NCBI's taxonomy places the organism in Eukaryota, Metazoa, Chordata, Actinopteri, Cichliformes, Cichlidae. Bases 354 to 1841 code for a protein of 495 amino acids.
CUGAGCAGCAGCCGGUUGUUUACGGGGUGAUGAGGACGCACUGCUGGCCAGCUGUCAAAAUCAUUAGACAGGAGGAAAACCAGCACAGGUACCACUUGGGAGCACGGCUCUGAACCCGUCGUCACUUAGCGGGCAUAGUUUAUGUUAAAUGUGUUCGUGUUCGGAAGUUUUAGCACUAUCUGAAUUUAGACCGAGAAACGGGAGAAAGGGGGAGUCCGUUUGCUACAAGCUAGCCGCAAAGAGGCGAGACGGUACAGGAGGUUGUUUCAGAGGUUCUCAGAAAUUGACAAGGGACUGUAGCACACACAGCCGGUCUUCAGUUCUUGCUGGUUUUGCCCUGUUGCAGCGGCACCAUGGCCAGCCGUGAAGAGUCCAAGAAGAUGAAUGGCAAUUCUGGUGACUCUUCUACCCUUUUGGAAACACCCAAAGUGAGCAUGCAGCUUAAAAAAGAGAUCUCAUUGCUUAAUGGAGUCAGUCUGAUCGUAGGAAACAUGAUAGGCUCUGGGAUCUUCGUGUCCCCGAAGGGUGUCCUCAUUUACAGUGCCUCUUACGGACUCUCAUUAGUCAUCUGGGCGAUUGGAGGUCUGUUCUCAGUAAUUGGGGCCCUUUGUUAUGCUGAGCUGGGCACCACAAUCACCAAAUCAGGAGCCUCUUAUGCAUACAUACUGGAGUCAUUUGGUGGUUUUAUUGCAUUUAUUCGUUUGUGGACAUCUCUGCUGAUUAUUGAGCCCACGAGCCAGGCAGUCAUAGCCAUCACAUUUGCAAACUACCUGGUGCAGCCGCUCUUCCCAACAUGUGAGCCACCGUAUGCGGCAUCCAGGCUCAUUGCUGCAGCAUGUGUUUGCCUGCUGACAUUCAUCAACUCUGCGUAUGUAAAGUGGGGCACCCGUGUUCAGGACAUUUUCACCUACGCUAAGGUGGCAGCCCUGAUCGUCAUUAUAGUCACUGGCAUCGUCAAGCUAUGCCAAGGCUAUACAGGCAACUUCGAAUCAUCCUUUCAGGGAUCAUCUACCGACCCCGGUGACAUUGCAUUGGCGCUGUACUCUGCCCUGUUCUCUUACUCUGGCUGGGACACUCUCAACUUUGUAACUGAGGAGAUCAAAAGUCCUGAAAAGAACCUGCCCAUGGCGAUUGCCAUCUCUAUGCCGAUUGUCACCAUUAUUUACAUCCUCACUAAUGUUGCCUAUUAUGCUGUUCUGGAUGUCAGUGCUAUACUGGCCAGUGAUGCAGUUGCAGUGACGUUUGCCGAUCACACGCUUGGUGUAAUGAGCUGGACCAUUCCCAUUGCUGUGGCUUUGUCCUGCUAUGGAGGCCUCAAUGCAUCUAUUAUAGCUGCAUCCAGGUUGUUCUUUGUGGGAUCUCGUGAGGGUCACCUUCCAGAUGCUUUGUCCAUGAUCCAUAUACAGAGAUUCACUCCGAUUCCUGCUCUGAUCUUCAAUUGUGUCAUGUCACUGAUCUACCUGACAGUGGAAGACGUCUUCCAGCUUAUCAAUUACUACAGCUUUAGCUACUGGUUCUUCAUGGGGCUGUCCAUCGCUGGCCAGAUCUACCUCCGCUUGAAGGAGCCAGACAGACCCAGACCUCUUAAGCUCUCAUUAUUAUACCCGGUGGUGUUCUGCCUCUGUACCAUUUUCCUGGUGGCAGUUCCUCUCUACAGCGACACCAUCAACUCCCUGAUCGGCAUUGCCAUUGCCCUGUCUGGUGUUCCAGUCUACUUCCUGGGUGUCUACCUGCCAGAGUCCAAACGACCACCUGUCAUCACUAAGCUGCUGCGUUCUCUGACUGACUUCACCCAGUACACCUGCUUCUGUGUGCUGACUGAGAUGGACAAAAGUCAAUAGACUCUGUUACACUUUAAAACCCAGGAGUUUGUGCAUCCUCACAGCCAACAGAUGUGGCCUUCAGCUGUAUAAAACAAACACUCCUUUGUUGUACUGUCCACUGUCAUCUCAGAGUUGUUUACAGCACUGAAGGUGCUGCAACAGAUGCACAUAUUCACCUAAAGAUUUUUGUUCUGGGAAAACAUUUCAAGGUGCAGUAGAGAGGUGGUUAUGCAGUUUAUUUAUUAUGAAUCCUUAUUAAGUUUAGCAGGUAAUUUUAUAGACUAUAUGCCUUUUAAACAGUAUAUGCCUUUGAGACUUCACUGGUGCUAUGAACAUGACUGCAGGGACCAGAGCAUAAUGCAGGUAAAUAUUCUCUCCUGGGUUCCAACUAAAAGGUGUGAGUGUGUUUAACAUUGAUCUAAACUAUUGGUCUUAUUUAUUUUCUAAUGAAGAAGGGGAGAAAAUACUGCUGCUGCUAUUUGAGGACAGUGACAUCCCUGUAAUGUCAUUGCCUUUAUUUACUCUUGGCCUCAUUGCUUGUAGUUUC